AAAAAUUCCAAGCUGUUAUCCAAAUUAUUAACCCAAAAAUCCAUUCACAUUUCACACUUGAAAAGAAACACACCCCCCCAAUACAAUACUCCCCCCACCAUUUCCUCCCUAGUUUUGUUCAAUAAAAAAGGAAACAGAAUAUGUGAAUAGUUUUAUGGAGAAGAAGAACGAGAAUAAUCCCAUGGCGAAUAUGAGAUUUUCCGAUGAGAUUCCGUCAGUCUUUGGUGGUGGUGGUGGUGGGAGCAUCUUUGACAUGGCAGGAACAUCAUGUGAAGGCAGUGGUGGAGAUAAGUGGGGGUCAUUGGGUUUCAUGGAUUUGCUAGGUAUCCAUCAAGAUUUUGUUGCUCCUUCUUUAUUCGAUUCUUUUCAGCCUUCGAUUCUUCCACCAUCCUCACCUCCAUUACCAGUGUUUCACCACCAUGAUGAUGAUAUAUUACACGAACCCCACACUGACUCUAAGCAGCAGCACCUCAAUCAUCAGGCUGGUCUUUUGUCGCCGGCUUCCACCGUGCCGGAAUCUUCCGAGGUCUUGAACAACCCCGCGACGCCAAACUCUUCUUCCAUCUCUUCUUCUUCCAAUGAAUUAGCUGCAAAUGAUGAGCAAACCAAAGCUGAGGAUGAUGAAGACAAGACAAAGAAACCGUUGAAACCCAAAAAGAAGAAUCCAAAAAGGCAAAGGGAACCCAGAUUUGCCUUCAUGACCAAGAGUGAUAUUGAUCACUUAGAUGAUGGCUAUAGAUGGAGAAAAUAUGGGCAAAAAGCUGUGAAAAACAGCCCUUAUCCCAGGAGCUACUAUCGUUGCACUACGGCAGGAUGUGGGGUGAAGAAGAGAGUCGAGAGGUCGUCCGACGAUCCGACCAUCGUCGUCACGACGUACGAAGGCCAGCAUACGCAUCCAUGUCCGAUAAUGCCUCGAGGGGCCAUCGGAAUCGCACCGGACUCCGCCGCUUUCGGUGCUCCAUCUUUCAUUAUUCCUCAACCUAUGUACUUAAACCAUCAACAGCAGCAGCAACAACAAUUACAACCCUAUAUAUAUAACUCAACCCCUUCUUUGAACAUCACCACAGCUAGCUCAAACAUAAUCCAUCCCCCGUUCCCUGGUUUUCUUCAAGAGAAACCACGAUUCAGUAACCCAAAUCCUUCAGCUUUAUCACAUAGAGACCAUGGGCUUCUUCAGGAUAUUGUUCCCUCACCGAUGAGGACAGAAGCAAAGGAAGAAGAUCAGUAGGAAAAAAAAAGGGUUUUUAAUUAUGUGUUUACUACUGCAGGUAUUGGAGUACAUACAAUGCAUGGAGGGUUCAAAGACAUGAAUACAACAGUAUAACUUUUAACCAUUCCUCCACCAUUAAUUAGCUUUUUGGAUCUUCCUUUUUAAGCUAAUUAACAGGGAAGAGAUGGAGGGUCAAUAAAUGAUGGAAUAUGAACAACUUAGCAAGGAAAUGGAUAGUGCUAUAAUCUCUAGAUAUUACAAGGAAUGGCGAGAGAUUUUUCCCAUAUAUCACUGUCUCAGCAAUAUUAAGCUCUAGGAACAAGGUACAGUACUCCUCAACAUGCUAAGCUACUUAUAUAUAUGUAUAUAUAUGUGUGUGUGGUCAUACGUAUAAAGAUAUUGUAUUUAAAGCAGAGUUAUGAAGAAAGUUAAACUUUCGGAAUACAAAUAGCAAUAGCUCAUAUAUAUAAUAUAGGGCAAUAUUCAGUUUGCAUGCAUACCUUUGGAUUUCAUUUAAAAGAAUAUUUCAUACCCACCAUAAGCUUAUAUUCUUUUGUUGAAAUUAUAUAUGCACUAGCAUUAUAUAUACAUAUAUGUAUAUGUGAGUGUAAUGUAUGUAUGUUUACAUGUGUAUCAUUGCAUAUUUGCAUUAUAUACAUAAUUUAUAACAUCAGUUUUGAAUUAAAUCACGGAAUAACUCUUAAUUGUUAUUCUUUAUCAAAUAA
Molecule: messenger RNA, 1935 nt
Organism: Gossypium raimondii (Peruvian cotton)
Lineage: Eukaryota; Viridiplantae; Streptophyta; Magnoliopsida; Malvales; Malvaceae
Product: probable WRKY transcription factor 48
Exons: 4
Coding region: 155-1228 (357 amino acids)
Biological process (GO): regulation of DNA-templated transcription
Molecular function (GO): DNA-binding transcription factor activity; sequence-specific DNA binding
Source: RefSeq, a predicted model, not a curated record